AUGUGCAGAACAAGUGAGAAAUGUGGACGUAACAAAAGGACAAGUACACUUAGAAUACCAAAGAAUAGUGAAGGAAACAAUGUUCAAAUUGUCCAAAGGGCUACCCAGACCACUGGUGAAGGCAACAUUCUUCAAGCUGGCAGAGGAAGAGGACAGCCAAAUCGAGUUAAAGUAUCAGUUAGAAGAAGGCAACCCAACGGUCAAGCAGACAAAGGCAGGGGAAGAGAUAUUGGUCUGAGCAAGGGUAGAGGUAAUGGACUUGGAAUUGGAAAAGGUGCUACCGAUAUGACAGAGAGAGAUGUUGGACUAAGCAAGAGUAGUGGUAUUGGAUUGAGCAGAGGUGGUAGUUCUGAAAUAACACCAAUUUCAUCCCCUCAAUGCUAUUGUCAGACAACACCAAUUGCAUCAACUCAAGGCAAUUCUCAGACAACACCUAUUCCAUCAUUCAUGUGGAGGGGUCAAAGAUGGGUAAACUUAUCUGCACUGGAAGCUGUUACAAGAAAGUUAUGA
This is a messenger RNA of Ilex paraguariensis (yerba mate), 510 nucleotides long. NCBI's taxonomy places the organism in Eukaryota, Viridiplantae, Streptophyta, Magnoliopsida, Aquifoliales, Aquifoliaceae. The record is from the annotation of a GenBank genome assembly.